AUGUACGCGCAGUCCAAGAAGCCGCCUAUGCAUGGGCAGGUCCUCAUGCACUCACAAUCACAAUACGACAAACCUAGCUACCCGCCUCAAUACGAUCAAGCCCAGUACGGCCACCCUCAACCUAGAGGUCCUCAGUACGAGGCCCCUCCAAUGGGACAACCUCAGUAUGGACAGCCUCAGUAUGGACCUCCCCCAACAGGACAACCUCAUUACGGACAGCCACAAUAUGGCCAACCCCAAUAUGGCCAACCCCAAUAUGGUCAACCUCAGUAUGGCGAGCCUCAAAAUGGACAAGCACCUUACGGACAGCUUCAGCCCGGUCCCAAUCCCAUGUUUAGAGGGCAAUCCACCCCAGACCCCAGGUACGACUCACAAGCUGGGAUGACCACCAUGGGAGGGCCACUGCCUCUGCCCAUCGUGAUCCCGCAGCAGCGCCCAGGGUCUCAGGAGCGAGGCUUCAUGGCCGCCUAUGCGCCAUCUCUGGAGUCAUGCGGCAUCGACCAAAGGUCGUUCCUGCGCUUCAUCGAUGAGACUAACACGGCCUUGGAGGGCAACAAGUACCUCGCCGGCGUUCAAGUCGUCUCUCUUGGCGUGGGCUUCACUCCCGAAAUCAUCGUCAUGGGCGUCGCCGCGGCGGUGCAAGCGGGCGCCUGGGCGGCCAACAAGGGCUACGUCAGAGGAAGGACCAACAACAUCAUGGACAAGUACAACCGCGAGCUUUUCGCACCUCACGGUCUGUUCUGCAUGAUUAUGAAACAUGAACCUGAGCUCAAGGAGCCCAAGAAUCCCAACCGUCUCAAACAGCUUGCCUCACUAGCUGUCAACGGCUCGAGCAAUGGCGGCGGCAGUGCAUGGAUGCGUAACCACAUUUCCGGCGAGUCGCAGGGACCUGGGGGUCUGCCUACGGCUGUCGCACCGCUUGUCUACAUGGACAACCACCGCCAACACAAGAAGUACCUGUCCGAUUCUCCGCCUGAGUCACCAGGCUCCAAGAGGGGUGUCGUCCCCGCCGGAGGCAAGACUUCGACCAAGGACAAAGCCAAGAAGGCCUUUGACAACUUCAACGACUACCUCGACCGUCGCGCUCGCGCAAAGUACACCGCCGAGAACGGCAACGACGUGCUAAGUGGGCCGGCUGGUCGUGGCUUCAGCAACCGGUACCUUGACCCCAAUCAUCCGGCCGUCAACGGAGGUCUCAUCGGUGUGCUCUCCGGCGGCGUGUUGAGUCCUACCCCGGAGCAGCGUGCGCAGAAGGUGGCCGGCAGAAUUGAUGAAGAAGAGAAGAGAGUCCUUGACGAGUACAACGACAGGAGGGAGCGCAUCUUGAACGACCGACGCAGUCAAUCCGAGACAGAUCGGGAGUUGAGGCGGUUGGAGAAGGACUACGAGCCUCGUCUGGAGCAGUUCCGCAAGAAGAGAAGGGCGCUGGAAGGUGGUAAAAGAUCCAUCAAGAGCAACAUUUUGUACCUGAUGAUUGUCAACCUUCCUUCAGAGGCCAUCCUUGCUGCCGCUUCGUCGAAUCUGGAGCAGGAAUAUGGUCACAGUGUCAUGACGGAGACGAUGUCACCUCCAGCGUACUAA
Penicillium hordei is the source of this 1581-nucleotide messenger RNA. RefSeq lists its product as uncharacterized. The record is from RefSeq and is a predicted model, not a curated record. The coding region runs from base 1 to 1581 and encodes 526 amino acids. NCBI's taxonomy places the organism in Eukaryota, Fungi, Ascomycota, Eurotiomycetes, Eurotiales, Aspergillaceae. The transcript is spliced from 3 exons.